CCCGCGGUAGCUGUCUAGACUACUACACGGACCCAUAUCUGUAACCAACCCACUACCUGUGUCAGUCACUCCAUCCCCUCCAAAUGCACACACCCACACACCCAGCCAUCCACUCAUAACCCAUGAAGAGCACAGCGGCACGGCACACACGAACGAAAGAUAGACAGACAGACAGACAGACAAAGAGGCCACCAUAGACACACACAGAUAAUCGACACCAACACAAUACAAAGAAAGCUUAAACCACCGAUCUGAUCAAAGCAUGCAUGUGUGUGUAUGUGUCGCUUCGUCAGCCGCCCAUCAUCAUUAGCAGGUCGUCUCCAUACUCACAGUCCGGCUCCCACAGGGCCGCGGAGCCCCCCGGCUGCAGAGGGGUGUCGCCCUCCUCCUCACUCUCCUCAUCGCGACCGACCACGCGACGGCCAUCCACCUCCUGCAUGCCCGUCGACGAGAACGGAUUUGCUGCUGCUGGCAAUGGAGGAGGAGCUGCCGCAGCAGCAGCAGCAGCAGCAGACGAAGACGAGGAGGAGCAUGGUAGCUCUUCUGGUGGUGGCAUGAGUGGUCCGACGUCGUUGUGGCCGAAGAGCAUCUCAAGGUCUUCGUAGGUGAACCA
This is a messenger RNA of Vitrella brassicaformis, 613 nucleotides long. The record is from the annotation of a GenBank genome assembly. NCBI's taxonomy places the organism in Eukaryota, Vitrellaceae.